Molecule: messenger RNA, 1719 nt
Organism: Dipodomys ordii (Ord's kangaroo rat)
Lineage: Eukaryota; Metazoa; Chordata; Mammalia; Rodentia; Heteromyidae
Product: serine/threonine-protein phosphatase with EF-hands 1-like
Exons: 16
Coding region: 1-1719 (572 amino acids)
Biological process (GO): detection of stimulus involved in sensory perception
Cellular component (GO): nucleus; cytosol
Molecular function (GO): iron ion binding; calcium ion binding; protein binding
Source: RefSeq, a predicted model, not a curated record
AUGGUUGACAAGGUGGUGAAAGCUGCAUUGGUCAUCCAGAAGAGGUAUCGAGGUUACAGAGCUCGAUUGAAGGCCAGAGAGUAUUGUGCCCUUGCCAUAUUCCAGUCCCUUGAAUAUGCUGAUGAACAACGGCAAAUGCAGUUAUCGAGUAUCUUUUCCUUCAUGUUGGAAAAUUAUACACCUAUAUAUAAAGAAAAUAGAGUAUUAGGAGAUCAACUUAUUGGAAACAACUUCCGGGAAUUUCAGGACAGACAAUACAAUGUGGAGAUGGUACAAGUUCCCCAGUCCUACAAUGGUCCUCGGCUAAAAUUUCCUUUCACUUUUAGUGAUAUUGAUGUACUUAUUAGGGCCUACAAAAACCAACAGGUACUCCAUGCCCACUAUGUCUUAGAGGUGCUAUUUGAAACCAAGAAAGCCCUGAAGAAAAUGCCAAAUUUGACAUAUACCAACUCUUCUCCCUUCAAAGACAUAACAAUAUGUGGCGAUUUGCAUGGACACCUAGAUGAUCUUUUAUUGGUCUUCCAUAAGAUGUCUGGAGGUCAGAAAUAUAGUCCGGUGUGUCACUUUGUAGGAACUAAGGCUUUGCCCGAGAAAGAAGUGAGAUUAUAUGGUUUCUCAAAAGAAGUCUUACAUAAAUACAAGGUACACGGAAGAAAAAUUUUGGAAGUCUUGGAAGAAGUUUACAGUUGGCUCCCAGUGGGUACAAUUAUUGACAAACAAAUUCUUGUCGUACAUGGUGGGAUAUCAGAGUCCACAGACUUGAAUUUACUCAACCGAAUACAAAGAAGCAAACUAAAAUCUGUGCUGAUGCCCCCACUGGGAGCAAGCAGAAACCGAUUGACAAACUUGACUGAUUCAGACGAAGAAAUUAUUGACCUUCUGUGGAGUGACCCCAAAGGCAAGAAUGGCUGUUAUCCAAACACAAGUCGAGGAGGGGGCUGCUACUUUGGACCAGAUGUUACUGCCAAAUUUCUUAAUAAAUACCACUUGAAGAUGAUCAUUAGAUCUCAUGAGUGCAAGCCUGAUGGGUAUGAUAUCUGCCAUGAUGGAAAGGUAAUUACAGUUUUCUCUGCCUCUAAUUAUUAUGAAGACAGUAGCAACCGGGGAGCUUACAUCAAACUGGUUUAUGGCAUGAUGCUUCGAUUUUUCCAAUACCGAGUAGCUGGGGCAUCAUGUCUAAUCCAGCUUUCCCAAAGGAUUCAUACUUUGGAAAGAAGUACCAUCCGGAUAUUAAAAGCAAAAAUAAUUUCACGAAGAUCUGACCUCAUAUCUGCCUUCUAUCUUCGAGACUACAGUAAAUCAGGAAAAAUUUCAGUAGCCCAGUGGGCUUUUACUGUGGAAAACACUUUGGGGUUGAACUUGCCUUGGAGAGCUCUUAGUCCACAUCUGGUGAAUAUAGACAGCGAUGGAAAUGUUGACUACAUGUCUUGCUUUGAGGAUGUCCAAAUCGAAAAUUCUCCGGAAAAAAUGAAAACUCCUCUAAUUGAAACUAUGUACAGGUACCGAUCUGAUCUGAAACUAAUAUUCAAUCUAAUUCAUUGCGAUCACUCAGGCCUAAUCUCCAUGAAAAUAUUUUUGGCCAUGUGGAAACUUUUCAGUUCUCACUACAGUGUUUGUAUUGAUGACUCUCAAAUUGAUGAGCUUGCCAACACAAUGGAUUUAAAUGAAUUUUUUAAGACAUUCUAUGUAGUGCAUAAACAUGACAAGUUGAAUACAUAA